CUUUUCAGUUUUAGGCGCCCACACCAAUGCCACACUGCUCUGCUGUCCGAGGAACUUAGUGAGAAGAGAGCUCAGCUUUGGAUAAUUCUUGCUACGUGUCGUUUCAGUUUGAAGCUUUCUGGAGGGAGAAGAGGGAGUGUGAGAGACCGAGAAGAGAGUGGAGCAGCGGAGGGGGCAGCAAUCUUGGUUGAUUUCUUGGUGGGAGGCGAGAAGCGCUUGAGCCGGCUGCCUUCUCCUCCAGAGUGACUGGCCUGGGAGGAGAAAGGAGGUGUUUUCUCGUUGUUGUCUCUAUCCAGGCUCUUCUUCAGGUACUUCUGUUUCCAGGUUCUCUCUUCUCCGGUUGCCUUGGGCAACUGCUCUUUUUUUAUCUUUCUUCUUGCAAAAUUUCUGUGGGUAUAGAUCAGGAGGACCCGUGCACAAGUUGAAGCUCCUUUGAUGCACAAGUUCCUCGCUUAUAGUAUCCUUGGCAGCUCCAGUUCUUUGAUUUCCAUGAAGGAACACUGGGGUGUGAGUGAGAUAAGCAAUAGCCAAGCAAAAAAUGGCAUCUUGAACCUCGUUUGAUCCUGAGCAUUGAGCAUUUUCCCCCUUUCCUGCCCGAGGAUUUUUCUUUGUUUUUUUGCCAACGAGUCUGGUUCUUGUUUCCAUGGAGGGAGGAGGUGGGAUGAUGAGCAAAAACCCUACCAAAACUCUGCUGCUCCUCUUACUCGCCUUCCUCUCCCUGUGCGCGCCCGCCUCCUCCCAGCCGCUGCACUCGGAGCCCAUGGCCACGCAGUACCCGCCAUCCUCACCACCGCCGCCGCCGCCGCCGCAAUCAAAGAUUCCCCGCGCGCAAGCCGGCGCCGCCGCCCGCCUCCGCCGCAUCGCGCUCGGCGUCCUCUUCGGCUCCCUCACCGGCUUCCUCCUCGCCCUCGCCUUCCUCUACGCCAUCCGCGAGGCCAUCCUCCAUGCCAAGAACGCGCCCGCGAUCGUCAAAGGCCCCGUCUCCUUCAACCCGCAAAUCUCCCCAAAGAACCUCCAGGCCGCGCUCCCCUCCGCUCAGCUGUUCGCCCAUGGCCCUCAUGGCAAGUACUACAAGCUGGCUCUUGAUAAUGACCUCACCGUCGCCGUCAAGUUGCUCGACACAGCCAACCGCCCUGAAGCCUCGCCGUCCGUGUCCCCGAACACAUCCAAGUCUGACAUGAGAAGGGUGCAGAGGCAGCUGGAGGCGCUUGCCCGGGUGAGGCACCAGAAUGUGAUGACCUUGAAGGCGUAUGUUCGCGAGGCUGACCGCCUUUCUCUUGUGUACGACUUCGUUCCUGGGGGCAGCCUCGAGGAUGUGAUGAAGAGGGUGAGGUCGCAGCAGUUCAGCCUCAAUUGGGAUGCUAGGAGCAGGAUUGCUGUUGGGAUCGCCAAGGGAUUGAGGCACUUGCAUUUUGAGUGCAGUCCAAUGAUACUCCAUUGCAACCUCAAACCAUCGAAUGUGAUGCUAGACGAAGGUUUCGAACCGAUACUGACUGAUUGUGGGGUUGCAAGGCUGAUUGCUGCAGGUUCAGGUGAUCCAGAAUGGUGCAGUGGCCUCUACGCUGCUCCAGAGUGCCACCAAAGCAGCAGGUACACAGAUAAGAGUGAUGUCUAUGGUCUUGGCAUGAUCCUGGGUGUGCUGCUCACUGGGAGGGACCCAACAGAUCCAUUCUUCUCCGGAGAAACUGGCCGGGUUAGCCUCGCUAGAUGGCUCCGGCACAUGCAGCAGUCUGGGGAGGCAAAAGAAGCACUAGACAGCAGCAUCUUAGGGGAGGAGGUGGAAGAAGAGGAGAUGUUCAUGGCUGUUAGGGUUGCCAUUGUCUGCCUCUCUGAUUUGCCAGCCGAUCGGCCAUCCAGCGAUGAACUCGUGGCAAUGCUAACUCAGCUCCACAGCUUAUGAUGCUAAUCCCUGUAUGUUCCUGCAUCAUGACACAGACGCUGAAUUAUGUUUGAUCAUCAAACCUUACUGCACGUGUACCUUUCAGUGUCUUCUGCUGGAGAGCCCAAGCCAAAAUGUUCCACAAGGGAACCAACAAAUUCAGAGUCCGAACAAGCAGCUGUUCCCUGUAAUUCAGUUAUGUAGCUUCAUGCUGGUGGUUGAGCUUCCUCGGAUGUUUUGCCCAUGAUCUGGAGGCCUUAGCGUCUAGCGAUGUGAAAGUGAAUAUAUCUUUGUAGAAAGCUGUCUUUCUUGGUUCUGUUGCUGUUACUUAGCUGUAGUCCGUAGAGGGAUAUUGAGCAUGCAUUGACCCAUCAUGUAUAUCGGCUCCACCACUUGCCUGUGAUUUGAUGAUGCCUGGUAUUUAACAGGCCGUUGGGCCCAAAUGAUUCGAUGACA
Molecule: messenger RNA, 2335 nt
Organism: Phragmites australis (common reed)
Lineage: Eukaryota; Viridiplantae; Streptophyta; Magnoliopsida; Poales; Poaceae
Product: inactive leucine-rich repeat receptor-like protein kinase CORYNE
Exons: 2
Coding region: 644-1900 (418 amino acids)
Biological process (GO): protein phosphorylation
Molecular function (GO): protein kinase activity; ATP binding
Source: RefSeq, a predicted model, not a curated record